AAGAUGUGAUUGACCAGUUAAUGAACAUGGCAGGUGCUAACAGUGGUCAUAAUCCUGUACCUGCAAGUGAAGCUAAAAUUAAAUCGUUGAAAAAGUUUAAAGUUGAUGCUAAAACUCUUGAGAGUGAGAUUGGGGAAUGUGCGAUUUGUAAAGAUGCAUUUAUGAUGGAAGAAGAAUGUAUGGAGCUACCUUGUCAUCAUAUCUUUCAUUCUGAAGAUUGUAUUACACCAUGGUUAAAAAGGAAUGGGACUUGUCCAGUUUGUCGGUUUUCACUUGUGAAGGAUCCAACAGAUGACCCAGAUGAUGUACCAUUAAAUGCAGAAGGAUCGGGUGCUAGAGAUGAUGACGCUCCAAGUGAAGAUGAAGAUGAAGAUGAAGAUCAUCAUUCAGAGAAUAGAACGAUGGCAGAACUAUCAGCUAUUGCUGCUGAAGAAAGAAGAAAUCGUGGUGGUGGUGGUGGUACUGUGGAAAGAUCAAAUGCAGAUGAACUUUUAAUGGAUCCAUUAGAUGUGGAUUAAAUCGUUUUGGAAACUUUUAAGCAUUUACUGAACAAAAGAAGAGAGUUUUUAAAGAGAUUUUGUUCUUUCUAUCAAUGUUAUAGUGAUUUGGAUUUUCAGAUUAUUUUUUGUUGGGGUUAAUUUUUGUAAUGUUUUUUGUGCCUGUGUACAAGAUUUUGAUUUGUUUCGAAGAGGAGAAGAGUAAGAAAAAAAAUGGUUUAUAGUCGAACAAAACAAACAAAAAAAAUGUAUGCCGGUUCUUUUUCUUUUGUUUUAAACUGUACUCUUACUUCAUGGUCAGCUUAAGUGUUAGGUUUAACUUUUACGCAAGAGAUGUGUUUGAUUGUAAGUUAUUGGUUUAUUUGAUUUAGGU
Messenger RNA from Melampsora larici-populina 98AG31, 870 nucleotides. RefSeq lists its product as uncharacterized. Lineage: Eukaryota; Fungi; Basidiomycota; Pucciniomycetes; Pucciniales; Melampsoraceae. Bases 21 to 518 code for a protein of 165 amino acids. Gene Ontology annotation, cellular component: cytoplasm; nucleoplasm. The transcript is spliced from 3 exons. The record is from RefSeq and is a predicted model, not a curated record.